GCGUCUGUAGAAGGCGACCACGCUGCAGCGUAUUCUUCUUUCUCAUACCAAUCUACACCCUUUUUUUUGUUAUCAUUAGUUCUUUAAUCACCAUGAGUUCUGCUGUUGUGCGUGCAUCGAGGGAGGCAGCGGCGCAGCUGCCGCGCCACCUCUCCAAGGCGCAGGUGCGCGGCACGAUGCUUGCGCUGGCCCUCGGCGCCGGCUACACCCUUCUCCGCUGCCGCCUCGUGCCGCUGUGGAUCGCACGGAGGUGGUUUCUCCUCUCCGCCACUGCCAUCAUCAUGCCCGCCUCCGCUCUUCUCUACCUCAUCGACCCGCUUCGCUACCUAGGCGUGCCGCGGCGGGUGGUGCAGUCCGUCUGUCUAUUCAUUAUGGCCUUCGCCUUCAAGGCGGUCUGCUGGGCCAACCCGCACAUCCGCAUGCACGUGCAGUUCGACGCGAACGUGGACGGCAAGCCGACGAGCUGGGCGGACAUUCCAGACAAGGGAAUCGCGCUGACGCUGAACCACACCUCCUUCUGGGACGUGUUUGAGGUGAUUGGGCUGACCCCGAUGUCGCACCUCCGCCGCACCCGCACGCUCAUGAAGGCCUCGCUGCGGAAGAUCCCCAUCUUUGGCGGCUGCUUCGACCGCGUCGGCCACUUCCCCGUGUACUUCAAGUCGGACGAGGACGGCAACUUCCACGUAGACAAGGAGAAGCAGGCGGUGGUGGCGACGCAUGUCGCCGGGCACCUGCGCCGUGGCGGCAACAUCGUCGUGUUCCCGGAGGGGGCCGUGAACAAAAACCCAGAGACGUUGCAGACGUUCCGCUACGGCACCUUCGCGACCAUCUUUGAGCACCGCAUGCCGGUUUACUACUUGGUUUCCCUCGGAAAUGAGAGGACGUGGCCGGCGCAGCAUCCCUACGGCGGCGCCCCAGCCGACAUUCGCGUGCGCAUCGGUGCCUUCCCGAUCGACUUUGACAAGGAGAACAGCAAGGUGGUUGCAGCGAGGCUGCAGCAGCGCAUGCAGCAGGUCCGGGAUGAGAUGGCAGCGGAGGAGGCGGAGGCCGACGCGGCCGCCGCACAGACGAAGAAGACGAAGACCGCCGUGGACGCUGCGCAGGGGCUGCAGAGCCACGCGAAGCUCCCCGCGGCGGGUGCCGCUGCCGCUGCCGCAUAA
Molecule: messenger RNA, 1160 nt
Organism: Leptomonas pyrrhocoris
Lineage: Eukaryota; Euglenozoa; Kinetoplastea; Trypanosomatida; Trypanosomatidae
Product: putative mitochondrial acyltransferase-like protein, copy 2
Exons: 1
Coding region: 93-1160 (355 amino acids)
Biological process (GO): phosphatidic acid biosynthetic process
Cellular component (GO): endoplasmic reticulum
Molecular function (GO): 1-acylglycerol-3-phosphate O-acyltransferase activity
Source: RefSeq, a predicted model, not a curated record